AUGCCUCUCCCCCUCGCCAUCACGGCGCCCGCCAUCGCCGCCACCGUCGCCUACCUCAACGCCCGCUCCUCGGCCUGGUACGACCUCCUCCUGCUGCGAUGCGCCCUCACCGGCGCCGGGCGCAUGUACUACCGCGAGUACGUCGACCGGCUGAACCUGUUCUACGCGCUCGAGGCCGUGGCGACGAGCUCCAGCACCGCCGACCGCGCCCUGCUCAUCUUCGAGGGCGCGCGCUACACGUACGCCGAAGCCUACGACCGCAUCCUGCGCUACGGCCGCUGGCUGCGCAGCGAUUUAGGCGUCAAGCCCAAGGACGUCGUCGCCAUUGACUACCAGAACUCGGAUCACUUCGUCUUCCUGUGGUGGGGGCUCUGGAGCAUCGGCGCGAAGCCGGCCUUUAUCAACUACAACCUCGUGGGCGCCUCGCUCGUCCACUGCCUCAACGCCGCCACCACGCGCCUGUGCAUCGUGGAUCCCAGUGUUGCUGUGAAUGUGACGCCAGAUGUCCGCGACCAGCUGCCCGAUAUUCGCUUCGUCAUCUUGACCCCCGACGUCAAGACGCAGAUUCUCGCCCAUGAACCCGUCCGCGCCCCCGACUCCGACCGUUCCGAGAGCAGUCUGUCCAACAUGUCCAUCCUGAUUUACACCUCGGGCACUACUGGAAUGCCCAAGCCUGCUAUUGUGUCCUGGGGGAAGCUCAUUGUAGGCGGGACCGUCGCCGAGAAGUUGCAAGCGCGAGGUGACGGCGACGUCAUGUACACGCCCAUGCCUCUAUAUCACUCCUCCGCCGCCAUGCUCGCCUUUUGCACCACCGUCCUCGGCAGCUCGACCAUCGCCAUCGGCCGCAAGUUCUCAGCAACGACCUUCUGGAAGGAAGUCCGCGAAUCCGGCGCCACCAGCAUCCAGUACGUCGGCGAGACGCUGCGCUACCUGCUCGCCGCGCCGCCACAAUACGACCCGGAAACAGGCGAGUGCCUCGACCGCAAGCACAAAGUUCGCCUGGCCUUUGGCAAUGGCCUUCGCCCAGACAUCUGGAACGAGUUCAAGGACCGCUUCGGCAUCGAGGGCAUCUGCGAGUUCUACGCCGCCACCGAGGGCACGCUCGGCACGUGGAACCUGUCCAAGAACGACCUGACCGCUGGGGCCAUCGGGCGCAACGGCUGGAUCUACAACAUCGUCAUGAGCUUCAACCUCGCCGUGGUCGAGGUCGACUGGGACACUGACAUGCCGCUCCGCGACCCGCGCUCCGGCCGCUGCCGCAAGGCCCGCAGCGGCGAGCCCGGCGAGAUGCUCUUCCAGCUCCCGUCCAAGAACCCCUUCAAGCGCUUCCAGGGCUACUACAACAAUCCGGCGGCUACCGAGUCCAAGGUGGUGCGCGACGUGUUCCGCGUUGGUGAUAUAUGGUUCCGCACCGGCGACGUGGUGCGCUGGGACUCGGACGGCCGCGUCUUCUUCCACGACCGCAUCGGCGACACGUUCCGCUGGAAGUCGGAGAACGUGUCGACGGCCGAGGUCAGCCACGCGCUGGGCCUGCACGAAGCCAUCAAGGAGGCCAACGUCUACGGCGUUGAGCUGCCACACCACGACGGCCGUGCCGGUUGCGCCGCCGUGUUUCUCGACGGUGAGCUUCGUGACGAGACGCUGCGUAGUAUCGCCGCCCACGUACGUGACUCCCUACCUAAAUACGCUCGUCCCAUCUUCCUGCGCGUCAUGAGCGAGAUGGGCGGUGGGCAGAUUACCGGCACCAAUAAGCAGCAGAAGACGACUCUCCGCGCUGCCGGUGUUAAGCCCUCAGCCAGCGAUGACGAUAGCAUGGGCACCGUGUAUUGGCUCAGCAAUGAUACCUACGUGCGCUUUGGUGAAGACGACUGGCGCGCGCUCGAGGCUGGCCGGGUUAAGCUGUAA
Ilyonectria robusta is the source of this 1905-nucleotide messenger RNA. RefSeq lists its product as uncharacterized. The record is from RefSeq and is a predicted model, not a curated record. Bases 1 to 1905 code for a protein of 634 amino acids. Gene Ontology annotation, molecular function: long-chain fatty acid transmembrane transporter activity; long-chain fatty acid-CoA ligase activity. Lineage: Eukaryota; Fungi; Ascomycota; Sordariomycetes; Hypocreales; Nectriaceae. The transcript is spliced from 3 exons.